Molecule: messenger RNA, 1060 nt
Organism: Owenia fusiformis
Lineage: Eukaryota; Metazoa; Annelida; Polychaeta; Sabellida; Oweniidae
Source: the annotation of a GenBank genome assembly
GUUUAGUUUAGGCAUCCCAUCUAGUUACCACAUUAGCCGGUGAACCGUCAAUAUGUUGUUUGUGUCAGUCUUGGUGCUUGUGUUUGGAUUCAGACAUGGAGAAGCAGUCUGCACUCCUCCCUGUGGAUGUUACAACACAACCGAAGCCCCUUGGAUAGACACGGAUGAUCCAGAGACAUGGGAAACUCAGCAGCUGAAAUAUGAGCUCUACACUCGCUCAAAUAGAGAGAAUGCCAUUCCCAUACGCUGGGACAACAUACCCAACGAAUAUGACGCCACCAAGCCGACAAGGUUCGUUAUCCAUGGUUGGUGGGGACGAACGCCACUCUCUCAUUGGACAAACAACAUGAAGAGCGCACUCCUUACUUCGUUCGAUGUUAAUGUUAUCAUCGUUGAUUGGACCGAGGGUGCGUCUCACGCCUACUAUCCCCAGUCAGCGAUGAACACGAGAGUGAUCGGGGGCUGUACGGGACACUUGGUAGAAACCUUGGUGAACGCUGGUAACACCUGGAAUGACUUCCAUUGUAUUGGACACAGUUUAGGAGGACAAGUAUGUGGGUUCGCAGGCAAAAAGACUGAGGGUAGAAUGGCUAGAGUAACAGGAAUGGACCCCGCCGGUCCAGCAUUUGACAUCACGGACCCAAGAGGUCGCAUUGACCGCGGCGACGCAGUAUUCGUAGACAAUCUACAUACAAAUGCAAACAACGACUACAUUAACCUUGGUCUUGGUCAUCCAGUUGGACACGCCGACUUUUACCCAAAUAAGGGCGGGCCCCAACCACCUUGUGAUGAUUUCAACUGUGAUCACAGUAUCGCCCACGAGUAUAUGAGGACAUCUAUCCUAAAUGGAUGCCCUUUCAAUGCAUUCCCUUGUAGCAGUAACGAAGAUGCUGAUAACGGAAGAUGUGAUACGUGCUCAGAGGGAAAUUGUCAGAGAAUGGGUUACUAUGCCAACACGAUGCCUGGACGAGGAACCUUCUUCCUUAGGACCGUCCGAGCAUACCCCUACUGCGCAGCAUAGCAUUAUUUUAAAAAAUUACUUGUAUAAUAAAUUAUUGAU